AUGUCGGAUGAAUCAGUGCGUUCUUGUAUUUUGGGUCUUUUACGUCUAACAAAACCGUAUAGCGCUCAGCUGAGACGCCGGUGUAACGACCUAUGGUGUUACGAGUUGCUGCGUUUAUCGGGUGCUCGACUCGUGAACAGACUUAAAUACGUGAUCUGGUGGGCCCCUUUACGUGCUCUAGUGGUGGCCUAUAACAGAGGCAUAUUAAGUGGUCAACGAGUGCUGGAUGCUGUGUAUGACGAGUUACAGCGCCGCGGUGUUUUAGAAGCCCCCCGCGUAAGAGGCCUUGUCGAUGAAAUCAGAUGCUAUCGGCAGUUUUACGAUGCGGGGAGUGACGAAGAAGAGGCUCUCGCUGAGGCGACGAGAGCUGUGGAGGAAACGGAUCUAGAGCGUCAAACAGCCCUCUACCAACCGUUGCACGAGGAGGGGGUAGGGGAAGAACCUAGAGCGAGCACCUCGGCAGCCCCGGCCGAGACGAUACCGCAGCAUUUUACCAUAUAUCGGCCGUUUUACGACGCUGUGAGUGACGAAGAAGAAGAGGCUCUCGCUGAGACGCCGAGAGCUGCGGAGGAAGCGGAUCUAGAGCAUCAAACCGCCCUCUACCAACCGCAGCAUGAGGAGAGGGCCGAGGAAGAGCCUAGAGCGAGCACCUCGGCAACCUCGGCCGAGCCGGUACCGCUGCAGCCCGAAUUUGAUGACGACGAGGCGUCGACUAUUCUCAACCCCUCCUUGAUGUUUAGCGAUCGGUCUGAUAUACUGGCUGUGUACCGGCACACCAGAGCUAACGAUGACGACGGAGCGGUAGCGGGUCCAUCGUAUCACCACCAUCGUCAGCAGGAAGAUGAUGACCUCGUACAACCCGAGAAUCAGCUGGGGGUGUAUCCGCUGGACGCUCAACAGGCGGAGGAGGAGGAGGAGGGGGAGGAGGAGGAGCGUCUAAACGAGGAGCGAUUAGAAGCUAGACGCUUCGGCCUAUGGUUUCAAGAGCUGAUGGAGUGUGAUUCAGAUAUACAAACGGGCGGGGGGAGAACGCGCAAUACACAGGGGUGCGAGGCUUUCGGGGAUGUGCAACCCCCGGGAGGGCGGAUCAUCAUUGCGCACGAUACAGCUCGUUAUUUCAAACGUUUUCGACUACGUGGUCGGGAGAUAACACUGCGUAUCCGCCAACCUCAAGCUGGCGCAAACGUGACAGCAUGGCUUGAAGGAGCAUUCCGCGAUCUUCUGACGCAUCUCACGAGUCACUGUGAGGGUGGUGACUACGCGGGGAUCUCGUUCUCCGCGAGCAGCUUAACGCACGGCCCCGUCUGGCUUUCAUUCCGUCCUGUCCGCACCUAUACAUUUGUAGAUAUCUGGCAAUUAAUAACAAGCAUAGCUCAAAGUGCAGCGUCUCUGGAUAUUGAUGAUUCUUUCCAAAUAAAAGUAUGUAUCGUUAAAGGCGUGGAGGGUAGGGGGCGAAAACGUUUGACACACGAGGGUGUUGCUAAAAAAUCAAUUUUAACGAUUCGAAAUACCGACAAUCUGUGUCUACCGCGCUCGUUAGUAACAGCACGCGCGUACGCGGAAAGGGGCGAGAUACGCUCGGGGGCUCUGCAUUCUAGAUGGCAGCGUAUACGGCAAAUUAACGGGUCGCUUCAAAAAGAGGCGGCGCUUGAGCUCACGAGAAGCGCAAAUGUUGUUAUACAGCCCGCUGGCUGUGGUAUGCGCGAAAUUGCUAUAUACCAGAAUUAUCUAGCUCGUGAGGGAUUAGCUAUCGUUGUUUUUGAGUUUUUGACUUUGGGGUGACG
Molecule: messenger RNA, 1784 nt
Organism: Venturia canescens
Lineage: Eukaryota; Metazoa; Arthropoda; Insecta; Hymenoptera; Ichneumonidae
Exons: 6
Coding region: 1-1782 (593 amino acids)
Source: RefSeq, a predicted model, not a curated record